This is a messenger RNA of Drosophila willistoni, 2296 nucleotides long. It is a transcript of the gene Pgm2a, whose product is annotated as glucose 1,6-bisphosphate synthase. Gene Ontology annotation, biological process: carbohydrate metabolic process; purine ribonucleoside salvage. The record is from RefSeq and is a predicted model, not a curated record. Gene Ontology annotation, molecular function: phosphopentomutase activity; magnesium ion binding. Lineage: Eukaryota; Metazoa; Arthropoda; Insecta; Diptera; Drosophilidae. Bases 205 to 2076 code for a protein of 623 amino acids. The transcript has 4 exons.
UCUGUUCAGUCCUAUUUAAUUGCAAUAGUUUUAAAUACAUGUCCCGUUAAAAAUAGAAACCAUUUGAUGUAAACACUUUGAAUAGAUCAGAAAAUAGCUUUUAGCCGAUUUUCUUAAAUAAUAAACAUACACAAUUUAACGGCUAUAAAAUAAAUUACCAAAGUCGCGUAUUUCCGGUUCCUUCGCUUAGCACUCAGAAUCACCAUGAGUCUUCCAGUAGCGCGAAUGAAAUGUGAGCUAAAGACCAUGGCAUUGUCGGGCGAUGCGGACCUGGAUGCGCAAAUUCGGUUAUGGCUGAGAUAUGACAAAGACCCAAGCACCUUAUCGCAGAUAAUGGAUGCAAUUAAGGCAGAAGAUUGGAGCACACUGCGACGACGACUGUGUACACGUAUUACAUUUGGAACAGCUGGAUUAAGGGGUUGUAUGCGGGCUGGCUUUGACUCCAUGAAUGAGUUGGUUGUGGUCCAAACCGCUCAAGGACUAUGCGCAUAUUUAAAGGAGCAGUUCCCAAACGAAGAGGACUGGAAAAGCCGCGGCAUCGUCGUCGGAUAUGAUGGACGAUACAAUAGUCAGCGAUUUGCUGAGCUAACCGCCAUUGUGUUUCUGAAUAACAAUUUCCUUGUUUAUCUUUACACUCGUUUUGUGGCCACGCCUUUGGUACCAUUUUCGAUUUUGAGGCUUCGCUGCUUGGCUGGAGUCCAGGUGACCGCUUCUCAUAAUCCUAAGCAGGACAAUGGAUAUAAAGUCUAUUGGAGCAACGGAGCCCAGAUUAUUCCACCGCAUGAUGCUGGCAUUCAAGAGGCUAUAAUGAACAACCUGGAACCCAGAUGCGAUUCUUGGGAUGAUUCAGCUUUCUGUGCCAAUGAUCUGUUGGAGGAUCCCUACGAAUCCGUUGUGCCAGCUUAUUAUGAUAUCCUGAAAAAGUCCAUUUCAUGUCCAUUGAUGGAGGCGAACGGCAAGUGUAAGUUGUCCUUUACUUAUACGGCUAUGCACGGUGUGGGUCAUCCUUAUGUCCGAACGGCUUUCGAUAAAAUAAAUCUCAAGCCAUUUAUUCCUGUGCGUGAGCAAAUAGAGCCGGAUCCCGAGUUCCCGACCACUCCCAUGCCCAAUCCUGAGGAGGGCAAAACCUCAUUGGAGUUAUCAAUUAAAACUGCCACGGAAAAUAAAUCUGAAAUCAUUUUGGCAAACGAUCCCGAUGCGGAUCGUUUGGCUGUCGCCGAGAUUGGUGAGGAUGGUAAAUAUAAAUUAUUUAACGGCAACGAACUAGGUGCUUUGCUGGGAUGGUGGUCACUGGAGAACUAUAAAAUGCGGAAUCCCGAUGGAGAUAUCUCCAAGUGCUCGAUGAUUGCUAGCACAGUUAGUUCCAAGAUUCUUAAAUCAAUGGCAGAACGCGAAGGAUUCAGCUUUCAUGAAACACUCACAGGUUUCAAGUGGAUGGGGAACAAAGCUAUCGAAGAGGAGGAGGCUGGCAAAACUGUUUUAUUUGCCUUCGAGGAAGCUAUUGGUUUCAUGGUUUCAACCAAUGUGUUGGACAAAGAUGGUAUCAGUGCCGCCGCCCAUGUGGCUACCAUGGCUUGUUAUCUGCGCUGUAAGCAAUGCAUGACCCUGCAGGAAAAGCUGCGCGACAUCUACGAGACAUAUGGUUUCCACGUUAGCAUUUGUUCAUAUCUCAUUUGCCACUGUCCGCCCGUGAUCACGGCCAUGUUCGAACGCCUACGCAACUUUGACAAUGAUCAGCCGAACACCUACCCCACAGGAAUUUUGGAUGAUGAGUUUGAAAUAGUCCAUGUAAGGGAUCUGACCACUGGCUAUGACAGCAGCACAAGCGACAAGAAGGCCACCUUGCCCGUUAGUUCCAGUUCACAGAUGAUCACGUUUACUUUUAAGAACGGAGCUGUGGUUACUCUCCGCACCAGCGGUACAGAGCCCAAGGUGAAAUAUUAUGCUGAGAUGUGUGGCAAACCAGAGGAUAAGAACUGGGAGAAACUGACGAACACUUUAAAGCGCAUGGUGGACGCCAUUGUCAAAGAGUUCUACGAGCCCGAGAAGAACGGUUUGGAGCCUAAACAUGACUAAGAUUACCAAUUGACGAAUAUGACAGCAGUUAAUUGCCUUCAAAAUUAAUUAGUUAUUCAUAACAAUAUUAACGUUGCACAAGCCGAAAAAACCAAAAAAUAGUUAACCAUGGACACAGAGCUGUCUUGUAAUUUACUGAUAUUCCAAACUGUAAUAGUGUAAUACUUUUAUUUAAACUAGAGUACAUAUUUAUAAAAAUGAAAUAAACAAAUCAACAGCA